Ostrinia furnacalis (Asian corn borer) is the source of this 297-nucleotide messenger RNA. Its product is annotated as E3 ubiquitin-protein ligase COP1-like. Gene Ontology annotation, biological process: proteasome-mediated ubiquitin-dependent protein catabolic process. Bases 1 to 297 code for a protein of 98 amino acids. The transcript is spliced from 3 exons. Gene Ontology annotation, molecular function: protein binding; ubiquitin protein ligase activity. Lineage: Eukaryota; Metazoa; Arthropoda; Insecta; Lepidoptera; Crambidae. The record is from RefSeq and is a predicted model, not a curated record.
AUGGGGAACCGUCUCCGUGUGGGACGCGGCCACCGGCAGCGCUGCUGGUCCGUGCACUUCAACAGGGCGGACGUGCGUCUGCUGGCGUCGGGCUCGGACGACGCGCGCGUGAAGCUGUGGGCGCUCAACGCGGAGCGGUCGGUGGCCACGCUCGAGGCCAAGUUCAACGUGUGCUGCGUGCGCUUCAACCCGCGCUCCUCCUGCCACCUCGCCUUCGGCUCCGCGGACCACUGCGUGCACUACUACGACCUGCGCGCGCCGCNAUCUCUAAUAGCGAUGAAGCAGGAUUUUUUUUAA